GGAAGCAUCCGUUUGAACAUCCACACCUCCACAGCCCUCGGACUGAGCAAGCCCACGCCUCAGAACUCCAAAUGCGGUUAAGUGACGUCAUAGGGUCGUGCAAACAAGAACAGAGGGAUAUGCCCCACGUGGGAACAUCAAGCUAGAGAAGCAAUCCCCUGCCUUUAACCUAUAAGCCUAGGAAACUACAAUGCCCAGAAGCCUCCACGAUCCACCCCGUCCUUCCUCUACCUUUCAUCCACCCUCUCUGUAGCAUGGCAACGGCAUGACGUGACCCGGGGACCCGAAUUGGAGCGGCAGCGGCCGCCGGCUUCAGUCUCAGCCAAGGGAGCUGACCGGGAGCACUGCUUGUGUGGCACAGCCCCCUGCCGCUCUAGGCCUGAUCUCCCUCCGGGGCGUCUUCCCUCCCCAGCUGCCUCUCCCAGCCUGCAAAGGUGGGGGGGCCAGACCGCUGCUGGAGGAGAGGGCGAAGAAGGCAGGAGCGCGCAUGGCGUUGGCGAGCGCGCGGAGGCUCCCCGCUGGAACGCGCGCGGCGGCCCGGCGCUGCUGCUGCCUCCGGCCGGGCGCGCACCCCGCCCCGCCCCCGGGCUCUCCGACAGGGCUGCAGCCAAUGAGGCUCUUGUCUUCCUGCAGCCUCUUGCUGCCCAGAGCUGCCCAGGCCUUGGGGGCUGAGGUCGUGCUUCCCCACAGCCGUUCUUUUAUGGGCUUCGCUUCCCCAUUCACCAACAAGCGCAAGGCAUACUCCGAACGCAGGAUUAUGGGGUACUCAAUGCAGGAGAUGUAUGAGGUGGUGUCCAAUGUCCAGGAGUACAGAGAGUUUGUGCCUUGGUGUAAGAAGUCCUUAGUGGUGUCCAGCCGAAAAGGUUACCUGAAGGCCCAGUUGGAGGUUGGCUUCCCACCUGUUGUGGAACGUUACACUUCAGCUGUCUCCAUGGUCAAACCUCAUAUGGUCAAGGCUGUCUGCACUGAUGGCAAACUCUUCAACCAUUUAGAGACCAUCUGGAGAUUCAGCCCUGGUCUUCCUGCCUACUCCCGAACUUGCACUGUGGACUUUUCGGUUUCUUUUGAGUUUCGCUCGCUGCUCCACUCUCAGCUGGCCACCAUGUUCUUCGAUGAGGUUGUUAAACAGAAUGUUGCUGCCUUUGAGCGCCGAGCAGCCACAAAGUUUGGUCCAGAGACAGCCAUCCCCCGUGAACUCAUGUUGCAUGAGGUGCACCAUACUUGAGACCAGCCCCAUAACUUACUUGGUUUGAUACAUGCUCCACCCUCUGGGGCACGUCAUGUUUAUGUCUGCCUCCCUGCCCCCUGCCCUAUAGUUCUGGCUCUCCAAGCAGAGAACUCAGGAAUCUGGAGUGAGCUCCUCAAUUAGAUGCCAAGGGGUAAGGGAGAUGCCUGUUUCCUUCUGGAAACUGAACUCAGAAUUGCUGGGAUUUUACAUCUUUGGUUGCGUCUAGGUUGUGAGCUAGGGCUCCAUUCCCUAACUUAUGGUGGUGCCUCAGCGUCUCUGGAAGGAUAAAGCAAUCCCAGGUCUCCAGUAAAGCUAUAUUACACUGUUCCUCUCGUUAAGGAGCUAAGGGGAUGGAGCAGUUCUUAUUGUCUUGAUAAAGAAGCCUUAAGAGGGAAAAGGUACUUCCAUUUUGGAAUCCAAGUAUAUGAGGUUCUAUUUAAAGUCUGCUUUCCAAAAAAGGAAAAUUUCCCCCACCUGGCUAAUAUAUGUAGGAUGUCAGCGGAGUUUAUUUCCCUUUCCAGAGUAGAGGGGAGGUUUUGAGUAAAGUUGUACUUACUUCUAGCCUGUCCCUUUCUUCCACCUGGGCUGAGUGUUUUGAUGAAGAGCUAAUAAACCAAUUGUGUGGAUUUGGUUUUGUAAUGCUUUUUAGGUAAGGAAUACAGGGCAAGAAGAGAACUCAGUGGAGGAAAAAGGUAGCCCUGUACGUACAACAGUGUCUUUGGACACAGUGUCCCUGCUAACUAUAGCCCCACAUUCCCCUGGCUGGGGCUUGCUAUCCAGGCCCUUCUUCACUAUUUAUAGCCUCUCUUCAGAAGGUCAAUUGUAGCAGGAACCUAGUGGGGGAAGGGGUUGGGAGGUAGUGGCACAAGUGAGAAGGGAUCCAGACCAGGAACCAAAUGGAGUCUCAAACUCGUCCCAGGAGCAAGAACCAUUAGACCUUUUUUUGUUUUGAUGGCCUCUCUGCCGUUAUGACAAAGAAUCCCAUAGACACUCUUAAAAUUAUGUCUUUAAAUGCAAAAAAAUAAAAUACAUGUGAGUACAAAGGAAAGUCAAUUAUAGUGAAGUCAAGUUAUCAAAAUACUAAAGAAAAGUUCACCUUGGAACCCCACUGGGAAACAGAAGACCUGGGCUCCAGUACCACUUCCAGCACUGCCUAGCUCUUUGAACCUCAGUUUCCUUGUCCAUAAAAUAGUGAUAAUUUCUAGCACUAAUAAUAACCACACAAGAAUUGGCUCAAAGGACUUACUUUAAAGCACUGUACGUAUAUGUCAAGUGUCCUACUAGUUCUCGAAGGCUAUUGCCACUCAAGCCUGUACCACUGUACUUCCCCCACCCCUAAGAUACCUGUAAUGAUACUGUAGCCAUUUUCUGGCAAGAGGGCAGAAUUAUCAGCCCUCACCCCCGAGGUCAUGCGUGCAUUUAACUCCUUUCACCCAGCGAACUGGGUAAAAAGAUGAUAAAGGUUGGGAAUUAAUGUUCAACAAACUUCAUAGACCGCCCCCCCCCCCACUACC
This is a messenger RNA of Trichosurus vulpecula (common brushtail), 2742 nucleotides long. It is a transcript of the gene COQ10A, whose product is annotated as coenzyme Q10A. NCBI's taxonomy places the organism in Eukaryota, Metazoa, Chordata, Mammalia, Diprotodontia, Phalangeridae. The coding region runs from base 488 to 1225 and encodes 245 amino acids. Gene Ontology annotation, biological process: ubiquinone biosynthetic process; cellular respiration. Gene Ontology annotation, cellular component: mitochondrion. The transcript has 5 exons. The record is from RefSeq and is a predicted model, not a curated record. Gene Ontology annotation, molecular function: ubiquinone binding.